Molecule: messenger RNA, 518 nt
Organism: Periophthalmus magnuspinnatus
Lineage: Eukaryota; Metazoa; Chordata; Actinopteri; Gobiiformes; Gobiidae
Gene: rps27.1
Product: ribosomal protein S27, isoform 1
Exons: 4
Coding region: 95-349 (84 amino acids)
Biological process (GO): translation; ribosomal small subunit assembly
Cellular component (GO): cytosolic small ribosomal subunit; ribosome
Molecular function (GO): structural constituent of ribosome; RNA binding
Source: RefSeq, a predicted model, not a curated record
CGUCACAUCCGGUCCCUGCUCAAAGCGUCCCUCCAUAUCAACCCCGCGCUUCCGGUAAUGCCUCCUUUUCGGCAGCGGCUAUUUCCUCGCCAACAUGCCACUCGCAAAAGACUUGUUGCACCCAUCCCCUGAGGAGGAGAAGAGGAGGCACAAGAAGAAGCGUCUUGUUCAGAGCCCUAACUCUUAUUUUAUGGAUGUUAAAUGCCCAGGAUGCUACAAGAUCACAACGGUGUUCAGCCAUGCUCAGACAGUCGUGCUUUGUGUGGGCUGCUCCACCGUCCUGUGUCAGCCAACUGGAGGCAAAGCCCGUCUUACAGAGGGGUGCUCAUUCAGGAGGAAGCAGCACUAGUUUCCCUCCCCCAGUGGCCGAGAGAGGGGGAUGGACCGGUGGAUAUCAGCAAAAGCAUCAGGAGACAGAUCUGAAGACUGUAUGAAUUGUAACAGUUUAUGCAAAAUGUCAGCUGUAAUUCCACCCUCCGACCCUUUCUCUCUAAUAAAAUGUUGUUUUCGCUAAAUAA